AUGGAAGCCGAAAGACCUUCAACGCCGCCCGCAAAAUCGGGCGCUGACAAGCCCGGCGAGCUCCCAAGGGGUCCGCUCACACCCGAACAGUUGUGGAGGAUUGAGGUCAAUCGCAUGAAAGCCAAGGCGAUUCGUGAGCAACGAGAGGCCGAGGAAGCCCAAAAACGAGCUGCAACACCCAGCAGUUUGAGCAGCGUCAAAGGGGUAAAGCGAACAUACUCUUCUAUGACAGCGUCAGAGACACCUGCGACAUUACGAGAUGCGUCGGCGAACCGCCCUCUUGACGCGAUCAAGCCCGCCCGCAAUUUCACCAAGUAUGUGGAGUAUGACUUUAGCAAGAUGACCGACACGAAAGGAGGUUUCUUAACUCAAGAGGAUGAUCCAUACAACAAGGCGUUGAAUGUCCGAGGUGGGAAUGAGGAGCAGAAACCUGCGCAUAUGACGCAGAAAGAAUGGGAACGACAGCAACUGCUCAACUCUCUUCGCCGAGACCGAGCAGGGCCAUUCGAACCCGGGCUGAGCGUGCUAGAGGAUAAAAGCAAGCAGAAAACGUGCCGCGAAUGUGGAAGUCUUGAGAUCGACUGGAAGUGGGAGGAGCUACUCCGAUGUUGUAUAUGCCAUGCUUGUAAGGAGAAGUACCCGGAGAAGUACAGUCUUCUGACGAAGACGGAAGCAAAGGAAGAUUAUCUGUUGACCGAUCGUGAGUCUAUCCCCGAACUUGUUUCUAUCAAAGGCGAAAUCACUAACGCCGCGCUUCUCGCAGCCGAACUCCGCGACGAAGAGCUUUUACCACACCUGGAGCGACCGAACCCUCAUAAGUCGACUUGGAACAACAUGAUGCUCUAUCUACGAUAUCAAGUCGAAGAAUACGCGUUCUCUCCAAAGAAAUGGGGUUCUGCUGAAGCGUUGGAUGCUGAAUUCGAACGACGAGAGAAUGAGAAGAAGCGGCGGCGGGAGGCGAAAUUCAAGACCAAGCUGCAAGAUCUCAAGAAGCGCACCAGAGUCGAAGCAUACCGACGUAAUCGUCAAGGUGCUGCCGGAGGGAAUUUUGGCGAUGAUCUGGGGAAAGGUGGUCGACAUGUACAUCAAUGGGGCCGAUCUGUGGAGGAUCCUGAGACAGGCAUAGGGAUCAAGAAGUGUGUUGACUGUGGCAUGGAGAUUGAGGAACUGGAAUUAUAA
Aspergillus thermomutatus is the source of this 1179-nucleotide messenger RNA. RefSeq names its product DNA repair protein RAD14 (gene rad14). The record is from RefSeq and is a predicted model, not a curated record. Gene Ontology annotation, biological process: nucleotide-excision repair, DNA damage recognition; UV-damage excision repair; base-excision repair. Gene Ontology annotation, cellular component: nucleotide-excision repair factor 1 complex. NCBI's taxonomy places the organism in Eukaryota, Fungi, Ascomycota, Eurotiomycetes, Eurotiales, Aspergillaceae. Gene Ontology annotation, molecular function: damaged DNA binding. The transcript is spliced from 2 exons. Bases 1 to 1179 code for a protein of 392 amino acids.